GCAGCCUUUAUUGGACAGCUGGAAUGCUACGGAAGUGUUUCCGUGCGUGCGGCCCUGUAGCUCCCUGUCCCCGGUGUGCGACUUGACAAUUUUGGCUAAAAACAGGUGGAUGACAACCAUUUCCAUUGCAUGCAGUUAGGUAUCACUUUCGCUGAUUGUAGUCAGAGAUGGGAGCGAACAAUAGCAGGCGCCGCGUCUCCUUUGAGUCGGAUGAAAAUGACAACAUCACAGUUGUGAAGGGCAUAAGGCUCUCUGAGAAUGUCAUCAACCGAAUGAGGGAGCCCAUAGCUCCCCUUCUUCCCCCCUCCCUUCCACAGGUCCCACCCCCUGUUGCUGCUCCCUCCUCCCUCCUCAUUCCAGUGCCUCCCCUCAGACCCCCCUUCGAUCCCAUCACCUCGCUUCCACCCAUAGAACCCAUCGCACUACCACCUCAACCUCCUGCACCUGUCACUGAAGUAGUGGCUCCACCUCCACCCCCCAUGGAACAGGUAGCAGCUCCGACCAUCAUUGACAUGGUGAUCCCGCCUCCUACCUUAGCUGCUUUAAAGCCUGUGGCAUCCCCUCCACCACCUGCAUCUGUUGAGCAGCCUACAGUCAAACCCAUCGCUCUGCCUCCUCCCCCAGCUGAAUUCAUUGCUCCUACCCCUUGUGAACCCAUUGCCCCUCCUCCUCAGCCCCCAGUGGAAGCUUUUGCUCCUCCUCCCGCCCCAGAACCAGUGGAAGUUGUUGGCCCCCCUCUUCCUCCUCCCACCCCAGAGCCAGAACCAGUGGCGGUAGCACCGCCAGCAGCACAUGCAGGUGAGUUCUACUAUGGCGUACAGACAUCUCCUUUCUGUGUUUACAAACAUUGCCGCACGCAAGUUGGUGGCAGAACAAGGGGGAGUUGUUAAAGAACGGCAGCAGAA
Molecule: messenger RNA, 905 nt
Organism: Oncorhynchus kisutch (coho salmon)
Lineage: Eukaryota; Metazoa; Chordata; Actinopteri; Salmoniformes; Salmonidae
Product: leucine-rich repeat extensin-like protein 3
Exons: 3
Coding region: 168-890 (240 amino acids)
Biological process (GO): inner mitochondrial membrane organization
Cellular component (GO): MICOS complex
Source: RefSeq, a predicted model, not a curated record